This is a messenger RNA of Aphanomyces invadans, 2371 nucleotides long. RefSeq lists its product as hypothetical. Gene Ontology annotation, cellular component: membrane. Gene Ontology annotation, molecular function: transmembrane transporter activity. The transcript is spliced from 8 exons. The record is from RefSeq and is a predicted model, not a curated record. Gene Ontology annotation, biological process: transmembrane transport. Lineage: Eukaryota; Oomycota; Saprolegniomycetes; Saprolegniales; Verrucalvaceae. Bases 57 to 2144 code for a protein of 695 amino acids.
AAUUAUCCCAAAUUCACAGCGCCAGCAUCACUUUUUCGGCUUUCACGGUGUCCACGAUGUUCACGCGGGCGCAGCGGACGUCGUCCAACAGUAUGCCGUCGUGGAUGAACAGUCCAACAGGCGAGACUCCUCCACCUAGUGCUCGUGGUCGAAAAGGUGGCGGUCGCGCCCACACGUCAAGCUUCGGAGAUCCAUCGCAACCGUCUUGGUUGAACGAAUCGACUCCCCGCGCUGCAACGACAACAUGGACUGGCUCCGGCGAAGGCGAUCCGCUCUUGCCGAACAAAGACACAUACGUCGACAUCGGUUUGACUCGCCGACAAUUCAAAGGGCCGUUGGGUAAACGUUACAGCACUGACAUGCUGUGCUUUCUACUCUUUGUCGUGUACAUGGUGGGCAUGGUCGCGCUGGGCAUCGUGGCUUUCGUCCAGGACGGCUUGACUGAAAAGGCGAUUUACUUGACUGAAGGCGUGGAUUUUCGUGGACGUGGCUGUGGUCCCAGCGGUGCAGUGUUUUUCCCCCACUAUCAAACGAACCCGGACUUUGGCGUGUGUGUGACCUCGUGCCCGAUCCAAGGCAUCAAUGUCGACGUCACGCUGCCCGUGCUGUCUUCUGCGGCAUGGGUGAAUGUUUCCGACGUCAUUGCGUCCCCUGUCCCACCGGCCGUUGCCAACGCCACGACAUCCAUGAGCACGACGUUCCAGAGUGUCUCGUUCCCAGGGUACGACACCAUCAAGCAAGGGUAUGUGUGUGCGCCCAAGGAAGCUUUGGACGCUGUUUCUGCAGACACUUCUCAACUCAACGACGUGCUUGGUCUGUACAUCGGCGGUAUUCGACAGAACUGGGAACCACUGCUAUACUCGGCGGGAAUUUGCCUCGGCUUUGCGAUUGUGUACUUGAUCCUGCUCCGCUUUGGCGGGUGCUUCAUCUUGGGUCUCUCCGUCGUGUCGAUUCAAGUCGCACUGGUCGUGGCGGCCGCCUACGUGUGGUCGCUUUCGACCAACGACGGCUUGGACAGACAUGCCCAGAACAUCCUCUUGAUCGUUGCCGUCUUUCUUGUGUGUGGUGCCAUGGCGUACUUCCUCGCCGUCGUCGUGCUCGUCCAACGGCUGCUGCUGGCGGGCAAAUUCCUUGUGUAUGGCACGCGGGUAUUUUCAAACAUGAACAAAAUGGCGUUGAUCCCGUUUGCGUACGCUUUCGCUCUGGUGGCGGUGUUGGCGUGGGGCCUGUCGGUCGCUGUCUGCCUCUUCACAGCGGGCACUGCCGUGGAUGUAGAAGAAGCCAUUCCAGUCGAGUCGGGCGGCACAGUCACGGUGCUCGUGCGGUCGUUCCAGCGCAACACAACCCUUCGGUGGCUUUUUGUCUACCAUGCAUUUGGAAUGUACUGGGUCGUGUCGGUGCUGCUCGCCCUUGUCGAUAUGACGGUCGCCAUGGCCGUGGGUGUGUGGUACUUCACCCCGACGGACCGCCAAACCAAGGCGAAAGCAUUUGAUGUGGCCGAUCCGGUGCAAUUCUCUAUGACAACUAUCGUGAAGUACCAUGUUGGCACAGCGGCGUUCAGCGCGUUGGUUGUCGCGCCCGUGCGGUACAUCCGCAACUUUUUCAUGUAUAUCGACGACCACAAAGAGGCAGAUAUGACUGGCAACUGGUUUGGCCAGCUCUGUUCGACCCUGUGCUGUUGCUGCAUUUGGUGCUUCAAUCGGUUCAUCGUGUUUAUUUGCAAGGAGUCGUACUUUAUCACGGCGAUCGAAGGCACGAGCUUUUACAGCGCCGCAAAAGUCGCGCAUGGACUCAUUACGUCGCGCAUUCUGCGCAUUGGGGCCAUCAACCGCAUCGGAAACGCCAGUGUGUUGCUUGGCAAAACUCUGAUCUGCAGCGCCACCACGGCAGUUGCAUGGACGUUGAUGGCCAACAAGACGUCGCCGUCGUCGAUAGUGGUGCCAAUGGUGGUCGUGGCGCUGGUUUCGUACGCGAUAGCCCACACGUUUAUGACGCUGUACGAGACGUCGAUCAAUGUGUUGCUCUUGAGCUUUGCCCUGGACGAAAGCAUGAACGGAGGACGGAACCGCGCCGAGUUUGCCCAAGCGGAUUUCACCAAGGCGGUCAACGACAACCUGCGGCCAAAAUGGCAAAUUGUUUUGUAAUCGUCAUGGCAAUUUUACACUGGACCGAACGGUCAGUGCAUGUCCAUACCUGCGUGAAUAUACACAUAUCGUGUUUCAACCUUUUUGGACUCGGAAACAAACGGAUGGUCAAGAUGAAGUCCCUACCCGACCGACGUCCACUGAUGGAUGGAACCGUCCUGUGCAGUUUGAUCAACCACGUUGAAUAGAACGCAAUAUGCAAACGAGAGAUCGAUGGCGGUGCUGAA